Molecule: messenger RNA, 1796 nt
Organism: Pseudophryne corroboree (corroboree frog)
Lineage: Eukaryota; Metazoa; Chordata; Amphibia; Anura; Myobatrachidae
Gene: PSEN2
Product: presenilin 2
Exons: 11
Coding region: 181-1539 (452 amino acids)
Biological process (GO): protein processing; membrane protein ectodomain proteolysis; Notch receptor processing
Cellular component (GO): ciliary rootlet; cell surface; plasma membrane
Molecular function (GO): aspartic endopeptidase activity, intramembrane cleaving
Source: RefSeq, a predicted model, not a curated record
GGUCACAUGGUUGUGACAUCAUCAGAGGUCCUGUUGCCCACUUGGAUCUAGAGUUUACCUUCCAGAAAGAGGCUUGAGGCGCACACUGUUGUCUUUCGGCUGUACGGUGGCCGGGCAGGCUCUAUAUAGUACAUUACGGAAGCGGGCGCCUCCUUCCUUGUAGGUACAGCCUGUGUAAGUAUGAUUACUUUCAUGAACAGCUCAGACAGUGAGGAAGAGGACUGUAAUGAGAGGACAUCACUGAUAGCAUCUGAGACCACCUCUCUACCUUCUUACCUAGAUGGACUACAGGCCUCAGCAGAGACGCCAGAUAACCGGAAACAAUAUACCAGUAGUGCACAGGUGCUGAGUGAUGCAUCUAAUGGUGAGACUUCAGGCGUGGGAGCCUCUGACAGAGAAGUCCCAGUGGAUAGUGAGGAGGAAGAGCUGACGCUUAAAUACGGUGCUAAACAUGUCAUAAUGCUGUUCAUUCCAGUCACUCUCUGCAUGGUUGUUGUCGUUGCUACAAUAAAAUCUGUCAGCUUCUACACUGAGAAAAAUGGACAGUUAAUUUAUACACCCUUUACUGAAGAUACCACAUCUGUCGGUCAACGGCUUCUAAAUUCAGUGCUGAAUACACUUAUUAUGAUAAGUGUUAUUCUGGUGAUGACUGUAUUCCUUGUACUCUUAUACAAGUAUCGUUGCUACAAAUUUAUUCAUGGAUGGCUGAUUCUGUCAUCUCUGAUGCUGCUUUUCAUGUUCUCAUACAUAUACCUUGGUGAAGUUUUUAAGACGUACAAUGUGGCAAUGGACUAUCCAACUUUAAUCAUGGUCAUCUGGAACUUUGGUGCAGUGGGAAUGAUCUGCAUUCAUUGGAAGGGUCCUCUCCAGUUACAGCAGGCUUAUCUUAUUAUGAUCAGUGCUCUUAUGGCCCUUGUAUUCAUCAAGUAUUUGCCGGAGUGGUCAGCUUGGGUUAUACUAGGAGCAAUAUCCGUGUAUGAUCUUCUAGCUGUAUUGUGUCCAAAUGGCCCGUUAAGGAUGCUUGUGGAAACUGCACAGGAGAGGAAUGAGCCUAUAUUUCCAGCAUUAAUAUAUUCCUCUGCCAUGGUAUGGACAGUGGGAAUGGCGGAUUCCGAUAACACCGAUCGCAGAGUAAAUCAAAAUGCAGGAGAGUGUGAUCCAGGGAAUAUAAAUCACGUAUCACAAGCGGACAGAGAAGCUACCGAGGUCCAAAUUCAGUCACCUAACAACAGAACUGCAUCCACUGAUAAUGAAGAUGAGGAACGGGGAGUAAAGCUUGGUCUUGGAGACUUCAUAUUCUACAGUGUACUUGUUGGGAAAGCUGCAGCAACAGCUAGUGGAGACUGGAAUACCACACUCGCUUGUUUUGUUGCCAUAUUAAUAGGUUUAUGUCUGACUCUGUUGCUGCUGGCAGUUUUCAAGAAAGCACUGCCUGCUCUCCCAAUCUCCAUCACUUUUGGCCUGGUGUUCUACUUCUCCACAGAUAACAUUGUGCGGCCUUUCAUGGACACUCUGGCUUCUCAUCAAAUGUACAUUUAAUAAUGUUUAUCCCUUACCAUGUCAUAAAUCUGUGAUGAGUAUGUUUUUUUAACCCUUUGUGUCACAUAUAUUAGUGAUACUGUGCACAAUAUACUGUACAGUCAAAGGAACUAAACCAAAGUUUUAAUUUGGUUUACUUUAGUAGAGGGACACGGAGUCAUCCUGUGUUGCAAGAUCAAGAUGCUUUACAAGGAAGCCUAAAAAAAUGUGGAACUGUCCUUUUGUGCUCUGUAGUAAACAAAUAUUCAUCACUUUAA